AGGUUGCAGCGGCUGGGGCCGCGGACCUUGCGUCCACCGCUGGUCUCUGGGAGAGCUUGCGGCUCGGAGUCCUCCGCAGCCUCCUCUGGCCCCUGGGCCCACCGGCCUCACAUGGUGGGUCCAGAGGAUGCCAGACCCUGUUCGGGCAGAAACGCUAAGUUGCUUCUAGUACCUGCGCUUGAGCCCGUGGGCCAGAACGGGAAGAUGAUGCGGGCCACGGGCGGCUUUAGCGGAGGCGUCGGCGCUGUGGAGCAGCCAGCGGCUGAGGAAGAAGAAGAGGAGGAGGAGGAGACUCCGCCACCGCAGCUCCUUCAGCGUUACCUUGCCGCGGCCGGGGGCCAGUUAGAGCCGGGGCUCUGCUACUGUGCCCUGCCCGGCGGCCAGGCCGGUGCCUCGCUGUCCUCGGUAGCCCUGCGCUGGGACGCCUGCCCUCCGGGCCCGGGCUCCAAGCUCCGCGGCUCAGGGGCAGUGGCUGCCCGAGCGCCGCGACAGGGAGGCAUGACCAACGGGGACUCGGGCUUUCUCCCGGGCCAGGACCGUCGUGGCUUGGAGAAGGCUAGUGGGCUGGCUCGCGCCGAUGGCCCGGAGUCGUGCGGCCGCAGCCCCUGCCCUUGCGGCCGCUUGCGCCUCGAGGGGCCUGGCGACGAGGGCGCGGAAAGCGCGGGCAGCGUGGACGACUGGGCCGCGCCGCUGGAGGACCCGCUGCGGAGCUGCUGUCUGGGGAACGUGAACGGCAAAAAGCUCGAGGGCUCGGGCAGCGAAGCCACGGGUUCCGAGGAGGGCGCGACCCCCGCCGCCCUCUCGGUCAGGAGAACUAGUGGGGGCACGGAGCUGGUCCUUGGCUUUCCGGACGUUCGCUUGAACUCACGGAACACAUUCGAGGUGAGCCGCCGCCAGAGCGCCGGCGACCACCUGACCUCCGCAGGGCCGCAGGUGUCCUCGCCCACCGCGGAGCAAGACCCUGCGGGGACCUCGACCCGGGCUCGACGGAGCGGCGGCUUCGCCGACUUCUUCGCCAGAAAUCUUUUUCUAAGGACAAAGGAACUCAAAUCAGUUGUUCAUAGUGCUCCUGGUUGGAAAUUAUUUGGUAAAGUCCCACCCAGAGAGAACCUUCAGAAAACUUCCAGAAUCAUUCAGCAGGAAUAUGAAGCACGAACAGGAAGGACCUGUAAACCAUCAACUCAGUCUUCAAGACGUAAAAAUUUUGAAUUUGAGCCACUUUCUACCACUGCCCUGAUUCUUGAGGACCGACCGUCAAAUCUUCCUGCUAAAUCUGUGGAAGAAGCUUUACGUCACCGACAAGAAUAUGAUGAGAUGGUGGCUGAGGCUAAAAAACGAGAAAUUAAAGAAGCACAUAAAAGAAAAAGAAUAAUGAAAGAACGAUUUAAACAGGAAGAAAAUAUUGCAAAUGCAAUGGUAAUUUGGAUCAAUGAAAUACUGCCCAAUUGGGAAGUAAUGCGUAGUACAAGAAGAGUUCGAGAAUUGUGGUGGCAGGGAUUGCCCCCUAGUGUUCGUGGGAAAGUUUGGAGUCUAGCUGUAGGAAAUGAACUAAAUAUCACUCCUGAACUUUAUGAGAUCUUCCUUUCAAGAGCAAAAGAACGAUGGAAAAGCUUUGGUGAAACAAGUGCAGACAAUGAUACAGAAGGUGUAUCUGUUGCUGACCGAGAGGCCAGUCUGGAAUUAAUUAAGUUGGACAUAUCCCGUACAUUUCCAUCUCUCUUCAUCUUUCAGAAGGGUGGCCCAUAUCAUGAUGUUUUACAUAGUGUCUUAGGGGCAUAUACAUGUUACAGACCUGAUGUUGGUUAUGUCCAAGGGAUGUCCUUCAUUGCAGCAGUACUUAUUCUCAAUUUGGAAGAAGCAGAUGCCUUCAUUGCAUUUGCAAAUCUACUGAAUAAGCCAUGCCAAUUGGCCUUUUUUCGUGUGGAUCACAGCAUGAUGUUGAAAUAUUUUGCAACAUUUGAAGUAUUCUUUGAAGAAAAUCUCUCCAAACUAUUUCUUCAUUUCAAAUCUUACAGUCUUACACCAGAUAUAUAUUUGAUAGACUGGAUCUUCACACUAUAUAGCAAAUCGCUACCACUGGAUCUGGCCUGUCGAGUCUGGGAUGUAUUUUGCAGAGAUGGGGAGGAAUUUUUAUUUAGGACAGGAUUAGGAAUCCUCCGGUUAUAUGAAGAUAUUCUUCUACAGAUGGACUUUAUUCAUAUAGCACAGUUUCUAACUAAAUUACCAGAGGAUAUCACAUCAGAAAAGCUGUUCAGCUGUAUUGCAGCGAUUCAGAUGCAGAACAGCACCAAAAAAUGGACUCAGGUCUUUGCAUCUGUUUUGAAGGAUAUUAAAGAAGGAGAGAAGAACACCAGUCCUGCUCUAAAAAGCUAAUCUUCAAAAUUAACAGACUAAUGGAAAUAUAAACUUUUUUUGGAGGAGUACAAGUCCUUUUUGUUUCCUAUGUAAAAAGGAUCGAAGAAAAUGUUGGAGAAAUUAAAAAGAAUCAUGAAGUGGAAAUCAUGAAUCUGGUUCAAAAUUCCAUGGCCAAAGUAAUGAAAUGAGUAAUUUAUUGACAGUAUUAAUGAAAAAAAAGUAUUUUGUAGGGAUACCCAUUUUUUCAGAGGAAAAAGUUUAAAUGGCUAUUUUAGAAUCCAUAAUUUGGAAUGAACAGUUUAAUGCAAUGAAUUUUUUAAAUAGCUUUGGAGAUUCUUCAAAUUUUUACAUUUUUUCUUUCAUAAUUACCACAGAAGCUCUUUGAAGGUCAGAGUAGAAUUGUUCCAUAUUACUUUAACCUCCAAAAUGCUGUAAUACAGAUGUUAUCUCUAGUUCCAAACUUUUGAAGAUUGUAUUAUAGACCAAGAAUAAGCAACUUUGUAUGUACACUAAGUCACUGAAGUUAUCUUCGUUGGCAAGUGGAGAAAAUGUGAAUUAUCUGGGAACUGGAAAUACUGGUGGAAGAUUGUUUGUUUGUUUAGGUUUUGUACCACCACAGUUGUUUCUAUUUGUCCUUGAAGGGAAUUUAUCUUCCUUAAGGAAUUCUUGUCACUGAAAGAAUUUUAGCCUUUCAGCUUCUAAUCUGACAAAUUGUUCAAACAGUAAUGUAACAUUAAGAAAAUUAAUUAGUAGAAUGAAAGUUAUUUGCACUUUAGUGGACUGAAGACGACUUUGAGAGUAAGUCUAAAAAUAUAAAUGAGGCUUUUCACUGGUAAGAGUAAAAAGUAAUGAAUUCUGGGAGUUCUUAAGUAGCAUACUACUUGAAAAUACUAAAUUUUUUAGUUAAAAGUCUUUCUCUGUUUAUAGAAGCAAAAUUUGUUAAUUUGUUUGAAAUUUGAAAGCUUAUACUUAGCUAAGUCCAUGACUUAUGAAAUACUAUGCAUAAUUUUUUCUAAUCAGUGGAAAUAAAAGGGAAAAAUUAACUUUUUUUCUGAGUCUAACUCUGAUGGCAUAGCAAAUACAUUAUUAAUCAUCGAUAAAUUGGCAUUAAAUGUAUUAAGUUUCGAACCUAAAUUAAAUCACUUAAGUGUUAUAAGUGUUAUCUGUAUAACAUACUGUGUGGCUAAUGAUUAAAUUUAUAGUUUUUGUGUUGCAAUAUUAAGCACACUAUUUCUGUUAGUGAUGUCUGUGUGUGUAAUCUUCAAACUAACAAGCCUGAGAUCCUUGUUAGUAUAGUGACUGCCUCUUUAGUAGGAGUAUGGGACCAGGGGGUGCCCAUAUAUUUUUACCCUAUGGGUCAUUCUAGCCUAGGGACUACUAGUGGAACCCUCAGAAGUUAACUCCUGUCACAGGGGCUUGCUUAGUGUUAAGUGAUAAAAUACUGAGGGAGUGUCCAGGGUUUUAAUAGGUUUUAAGAUGACCUUUCAACUCUGGUAACAGUUUCCUUGGUAUUGGUGUCCCUGAUAGAGGGAAUAUAACCUCUGGCAGUAAUCUCAUUGAGGUUUUAUGACCUGCCUAAAUUUAAUCUUACUUUUAUGUAUUUACUGUAUUUUUUCUUAUUUUUUAUUAUUGUACAGUUUCUUUACCUUGCAUAUAUAAAUGUGUAUAUAAAAUGUAAGUACAAGGAAUUCACUGAAAACCACUAGUAACAAUUACUGUGUAAAUAAAACUUGUGAGCAGAGUAAUUA
This is a messenger RNA of Heterocephalus glaber (naked mole-rat), 4103 nucleotides long. It is a transcript of the gene Tbc1d12, whose product is annotated as TBC1 domain family member 12. NCBI's taxonomy places the organism in Eukaryota, Metazoa, Chordata, Mammalia, Rodentia, Bathyergidae. Gene Ontology annotation, molecular function: small GTPase binding; GTPase activator activity. The record is from RefSeq and is a predicted model, not a curated record. Gene Ontology annotation, biological process: regulation of GTPase activity.